Molecule: messenger RNA, 1190 nt
Organism: Oncorhynchus nerka (sockeye salmon)
Lineage: Eukaryota; Metazoa; Chordata; Actinopteri; Salmoniformes; Salmonidae
Product: low-density lipoprotein receptor-like
Exons: 6
Coding region: 93-1103 (336 amino acids)
Cellular component (GO): plasma membrane
Molecular function (GO): protein binding
Source: RefSeq, a predicted model, not a curated record
AUGGACGCGCUCAUUGCCAUGAUGGCUCAGAUGAGAUUGGCUGUCCAACGAUAGCUGCUCCAACGUCCCAAACUGCGCCCCUGAAGUGCCGUAUGGGUUCCAGACAGUGCAAGGAUGGGAGAGAGUGUGUCCUGCAUAGCCAUGUUUGUGAUGGAGAGGAGGAUUGUAAGGAUGGAUCAGAUGAACAGGACUGUGGUGAAUCUCCAGUUCCACUUACUACAGCUUAUUUGGCUCCAACUACAACCGUUCCAGAUAUUCUUCCUGCUCAGCCAGUCUGUACCAGUCCAUCAGUGAGGUGUCGGGGCUCAACUUUGUGCAUCUCCCAAACUCAGCUGUGUGACACAUUGAGAGACUGCCCUGAUGGUUUUGAUGAGGAGUCCUGCAUUACUAAAUGUCCAAACCGAGGUGAGUUCCGGUGUAAGGACAGGAGGAAAUGUAUUGAGAGGAGUCUGGUUUGUGAUGGACGCGCUCAUUGCCAUGAUGGCUCAGAUGAGAUUGGCUGUCCAACGAUAGCUGCUCCAACAUCCCAAACUGCGCCCCUGAAGUGCCGUAUGGGUUCCAGACUGUGCAAGGAUGGUAGAGAGUGUGUCCUGCACAGCCAUGUUUGUGAUGGAGAAGUGGACUGUAAGGAUGGAUCAGAUGAACAGGACUGUGAGCUCCUCUGCAAAGCAGGUCAGUUCCAGUGUGCUCAUGGGAAGAAGUGUAUCGACCAGCAGCAGAUGUGUGAUGGGAAGGCACAGUGCCAGGACCGUUCUGAUGAAAUGGACUGCUUCAAGCCCACCAAGAGCUGCAGGCAUCGCUGUGACAACAAUAGCCGCUGUAUCCCAGAAACCUUCCUCUGUGACGGAGAGAGAGACUGUUCGGAUGGCUCUGAUGAGGAAGGCUGUGAUUCUAACAAGGCCCUUCCUCCUGUCCUGCCAACUCUGGCUCAGACCUGUACUAGUCCAUCAGUGAGGUGUCGGGGCUCAACUUUGUGCAUCUCCCAAACUCAGCUGUGUGACACAUUGAGAGACUGCCCUGAUGGUUUUGAUGAGGAGUCCUGCAUUACUAAAUGUCCAAACCGAGGUGAGUUCCGGUGUAACGGACAGGAGGAAAUGUAUUGAGAGGAGUCUGGUUUGUGAUGGACGCGCUCAUUGCCAUGAUGGCUCAGAUGAGAUUGGCUGUCCAACGAUAGCUGCUCCAACGUCCCA